This is a messenger RNA of Chinchilla lanigera (long-tailed chinchilla), 3326 nucleotides long. RefSeq lists its product as uncharacterized. The coding region runs from base 2340 to 3221 and encodes 293 amino acids. NCBI's taxonomy places the organism in Eukaryota, Metazoa, Chordata, Mammalia, Rodentia, Chinchillidae. The transcript has 8 exons. The record is from RefSeq and is a predicted model, not a curated record.
CUGGAAGCGGAGUUCUCCCAAAUCCCUAUGCCUUCAGGACCUGGCCAGCUUGGGAGACAUUCAGUUUGCCAACGGCUGCAGUUCACGGAGGUGGCCAGCCGGUUGCUAGGAGAGGGUGGCACGCAACAGAUUAAAGAUGAGAUGCAACAACAAUCUUGUAACUGGCCAAGAGCCAACUGAAGCAUCAUUGCUGAAAAUGACUGACCUACUGUAAACAUACUGUCUGGAUCCUCUACCAGAGCUGUCACUCACGGACAAGGCUUCUAGUCACUUUCCUCCCUGCUGCAUCCCACUGCCCAGAGCACGUGUACAUGGACUCGCUCUUUAAAAACUCUCAACAACUUCUCCUUGCUCUGAAGACCGAGAUCAAAAGCUUCCGUGUGGCUGGCAGGACUCAGCAGGCUUGGCCCCGCCAUCUCUCCAGCUGGCCGUCUACACCCGUCUCUCUGCUCCUGGCACCCCAGGUCUCUGACACAGUUUUGAAGACCUCUUCCACCUCAGGGCCUUGACGCUCACUAGGCUGUCUGCCGGCAUGCUUGGGUCUCCACACGAUUGACUAUUGCUGCAUGACCUCGCAGGCAGGCUCUCCGAUGGUCCCCUCUAACGUGCCUCUCACCCCCACCGCUGCACACUGCCUUCCUCUUUUAUUGUCUCCAUCGCAUUUACCACUAGACAGAAUUAAUUUCCUCCUUGGCUCGUUUGUUGUCAGCCCCUCUCACUGUUAAGUUCGAUGAGGUCAGACAGCGUAUGUUAUUUGUGGAGUGGCCUUGGUGUCUCAGGAGUGCCCGGCAACCAUGAGGCUUUCAAAUAUUUGUUGAGUACGGGAAGAAUAAAACAGCCCUGGGAGGCAGCAGUGACCACUCCUGUUUCAGGAAUACAAAGAUGAGGUCCUAGAAGGCUUGUCACCUGCCCAAAGACCAAUGGUGUACAAGCUGCUACCUGAAUUCAGACCCAGCUCAGAGCUGCUCUGAGCCCCGAUUCCUACCCUACCCCUCCUUCUAGUUGCAUCACAUGCUGCAGGGUCUUUCGUGACCUGCACAUGUUGCAACAGAAGCCUCCAUAGCCCAUUUUCAGCCUACUACAGACUGUAAAUACACAAGGAUAUGCAUUCCUGGAGACAUAUGAGACACAGACACACGUAGGCGUGAAUAAAAACCAGCUCUCCCGUCCCAGUGUGAAGUAAUCACGGUCAGCCAGGUAUUUGGCUGAACACAGCAGAAUUAAGACAGAAAUACUGUGUGAAAAAACACUGGCUUGUUGUUGAAGAAAAUGCUCAUUCAUGUGUUCAUUCAUUCCUUCCUUCAUCCACUCAAGUACCUGGGGAAGCCCACAGAUGAGGAGAAACAGACGGUGUAGCACUGGCAGUCCGUUUGACCAAUGUCAGAUAUUGGGGCUUAUGAGAACCCCUCAUUGCUCAAAGUGUGAUACGCCAAUCAUGUAUCAUCACCAUCAGCUGGAGUUUGUUAGACGUGUAAAUUCUUGGAGCCCACCCUAAGCGCUGCAUAAGGACAUCUGCUUUUAAACAAGAGUCCCAGGUAAUUCCUGUGCACAACAGAGAUCACUGGUGAGCACAAACCCAGAAAGCAGAAUGAGUUUGCCUUCCUAAGCGUCCAGGUAAGCUGAGAAAACAGAGCACCCAGUCAUGGGAAUAAAUCUUAGUGUUUGCUGCCACCUUGAGGUGAAACUCCUCACUGAGGCAGAAUUUGCUCUUCUCCAUGCAAUAAAUGCAGAAAGAUGGAACUGGCUGAGCCAGACUCUCCACCUUUUCAGCCUUGUACCUUGAGAGACCACUGCAAAAUUCCAAUAUGUGAUGAAACAGCCCCUGGGAUGCAUGGCAACAGCUAGACUCUUCCGGUGGGUGUCCUGCAAGUCACAGCAUUCUCAGCCCCAGCUGACGGAUCCAAAGAAGCUCAAGUUUUGUUGAGCACCAGAUCGUUGGCAUUCCUAUGGAUUCUUUCCCCCUCUGGGAUUCAAAUGUGCAUCUGAAUGUGACUGUCACUUGGUGUGUGAUUCUUUUUCUCAUUGUCACUCCAAUGGCGGUGGUUACAUGGUCAGAUCAAAUCUAUGAGGUAUUCCACAAUGUGCCGUGGAAUUUCCCACCGUUCUGUCAAAUGAAUCAUGGGUGACCUUUUUGAAGUUGGAACAAGGCCAGUCUCAUAAAUGAUGUCUCUAACGCCUGUAAGGAAUAAGGAGGAGAUUCUGAAAUUUUCCUACGUGCUUUACCCAAAGCAUCUUAGCACUCAACAGUGCCUUUGGUCACUGUGUGAUUCCCUUUGGAAAAUUUUGAGCUGAAGAGUUAAAGAAAUCCAACACAGCUACCGCCAGCAAAAGAACCCACAAUGGACCACCCUCAGCUGUAUCUACCUGUACCCCUUAAGGUUGCCUAUGGAAGAGCUGGCCACCAUCAAAGAUCCCAGCCACCCAUGAAGAAAACUGGCUCAUUCAAAAGAAGGGGCAUUGAAAGAUGGCACAGGGCUGUGUCUACUGACUUAGUAAAACAAAGCGUGUUGGUCCCCAAAGAGGAAUCAUCCAGUGAAAGUGACGGAGGGUUUUAUGAAAGCCAGCAAAACCAGAAAAAAAACCUGAUGAGGAAAAUGAGGACUGCUCUCGGGAGAAUCCUGCCUUACACGUGCAGGGGCAAGUCAGCGGGCACCAGCAGAGAGGACCCCACCAACCCCAGGAAAGGCCCCCUGUCAAGCGCACAGAGGCUCCUUCCUAGAAUUGUCAAGGAGCUUCCUUCGCCCAGGUCAUUUACCAAACCCAGAAUGAGAAAGCUCUCACAGACUGCAACUAUACAACUCGAUGUAGAAGCGGAGACAGAGGAGAUAACUCAAGGAAAUACAUUCCUCAGGGCCAGGAGAACUACCAAGCGGUUAUCUGUGACGUCUCUGCCUUCGGGACUGCAAAAGGUAUCAUAUUCAUCCAAAAAGAGGUCAUAUUUUCCAGGGCUUAAAAAAAAGAAACGUGGCGUGGAAAACAUCCUCCAAAAAUCAGACUUGACAGUCGGAAAGCUUCAAAUGCAGGUGGAUGACCUUUUAGAAACAGUGACCGAUAAAUCUAAGAAACUGUUGGCCCAAAGACACGCUGAGCUUCAACAGUGUGAGUUUCUAGGAGACGAAAUUCUUCAGUCUUCUAAGCAAUUCCAGAGGAUAUCCAAGAGAACUAUGAGGAAGUAUAAACUGAAAAAUGUGUGCUUCCCAUGUACCUGCUGCUGCUUCUGACUUUUCUGGAGAAGUUAUCUUUUGUAGGGAUUCUUACCUUUUAAUACAUACUCUGGAUUCAAUUUCUGUAGUGAAUUAAUAAAUAGGGGGCUUUUUAUAAUAGAA